Molecule: messenger RNA, 1509 nt
Organism: Suillus plorans
Lineage: Eukaryota; Fungi; Basidiomycota; Agaricomycetes; Boletales; Suillaceae
Exons: 2
Coding region: 254-1375 (373 amino acids)
Source: RefSeq, a predicted model, not a curated record
CGAGCAUCAAGUCUGGUCAGAAGUGAGAAUGCAGGUAAACUAUAUGGACCAGAGCACCACCGUGGAUCAGAGCCAAGCACGUUGUCCGACCUAAUAGAAGGAACAAUAACGUUGCUAUAGACCACUGGACCACAGCGCGUGGUCACUUACAAUGCAUCCACACUGCUGUGGAUGACGCUGCAAUUUAUAAGGCAAGUAUAAAAUAUCAAAGGUAGGACUCCUUCAAUCCAGCUUCGCAUCUUACUCGCCUGUCAUGGACUCUAUUUCCAAAUUUCCGUUUACCAACCUUCCAACUGAACUUGCCUGCCGCAUCCUCAGAUAUUCUGCACAAGCUACCUUUGAUCAGACUGACAGAUAUCAGGUCAAAAGUCCAUACUCCUCCGCACGCGCACUUUGUCUCGUCUCCAAAGAUGUCAGGCGCAUUGUGCUUCCCGAACUCCUACACACCAUCUUGCUGCCGAAAUCAGAAAACCUAAACAGGUUUGUCGAUGCUCUACGUAUGCAGGAAGAGUACGCGGAGAUCCAAAAACAAAACGACCUUCGUUUGAAGCGCGGGGAGGAACAAAUACCAAACGACCUCUAUUUCCAGUAUGCGCCUCACAUACACAAGAUAUGGAUUGGGUGCAUUGACAACAACAUCGUACCCAAUCACUUGCUCCAAUCAGACUAUGCAUCGGCGCGCAAGCUGACCAUCAGCGUCCUGACUCCAGUGCUGCUCGCUGCGCCGUCCAUUGCCCUUGGUUCGACAAGUCUGAAGCUUUUUUCAGAAUGCCUGGAACACGCAUGGAAGUCCCGUGCAGACACAAAUGCCAACGACGAACAUUCCCCCCCUCCUUGGAAGACACAAGCUCUGACGCUGUCGGGUGAGACAGUCGCCAACGGCCCAUGGGAGCUCCUCACGAACACCCCUCAAGGAUCCGCUUUCCUUUCCUCGAUCUCUCACCUCACCUACGGGUCCCACACAACCACAUUCGACUACAGCUUUUUUGUAGCCAUGUCUUAUGGCAGAUCUCGAAACUACGACCUACCUCUGUGGAUGAAGAGCUUGCUAUGGCCUUCUUUCAAGAACCUUCAAACUUUCUCAAUGGCCUACCCACAUAUCAAACCCCCUUUCGAUAUCUAUGACUUCAAUCAGUUCAGAGAGGGAAGAAAGGGAAGAAGCUUUCACGUGGAGCUGUUGACGUUAUCUGCAGCCAUGCUGCGCCGCAGCGAUGAUGCCCGUGAUUGGAGGAUAAAUGCGUUUGCUGAGAUUGGUCCAGGAGAGGAAUGUAUUCGAACGGAAGAAGUUCGGUUGAAGGUGUCCCAUUUUCCCAUAGAAUUUUGGUAUGAUUUUGAUGAUUGGGAAAAAAUUUGGGCGUGCGGGUUAUGCGGCUGACGAGGGGUAUUAUGAAGCAGAUGAGGGAUAUCAAGAUAUGAUUUGUGUUGUAUGUAUGUACAUGAUUGUGAUACUCGAUGGACUUGGUCGUCUUGCGAAUGAUUCAAAAGAGGGACUUGAUUAUGGAUCAAACA